Drosophila gunungcola (fruit fly) is the source of this 350-nucleotide messenger RNA. RefSeq lists its product as uncharacterized. Lineage: Eukaryota; Metazoa; Arthropoda; Insecta; Diptera; Drosophilidae. The record is from RefSeq and is a predicted model, not a curated record. The transcript has a single exon. Bases 1 to 264 code for a protein of 87 amino acids.
AUGAAGUUCUACUCCUCUGCACUCUCAUCCUGGGUCUCGCCAUCUUCAUGGCUUCUGGCAAGGAUUGCAUUGGCUAACACAUGGAGUCAGCUUCAUAUAACUGGUUCUCCUGCACUUUCAGCUUUGCCCCACACCAACAACAACGAGGACCCGAUGAAUGAGCAUGACCAACACCAACACCAUCACCAGGUGGUCCGCAGCAUCCACUACGCCGACGAUGAGAAGGCUCCGCCCAAGCAGGACGAUGUCGCCUGCUGCGGCUAAUCUGUUAGCAGACAAAGGCGUGACGGCAAUUUCAUCGAUUUUUAAACGCCUUUAAAUUUAAAUAAAGAGCAAUAUUGAAAAAUAUA